AUGAGUGAAAUAGAAUUAGGUAUUACUGCUGAUAUGCAUGUUCAUCUUCGUGAUGGACCAAUGUGUGAGUUGAUUACCCCAACUGUUAGACAAGGUGGUAUUGCCAUUUCAUAUGUCAUGCCAAACUUGGUUCCACCAAUUACUACUAAACAACAAGUUGUUGAUUAUCAUGCCAAACUUUCUAAAUUAUCACCAAAAACAACUUUCUUAAUGUCCUUUUAUCUUAGUAAAGAUUUAACUCCUGAAUUAAUUGAAGAAUGUUCUGAUUUAAUCCAUGGUAUUAAAUGUUAUCCAGCUGGUGUCACCACUAAUUCCAAAUAUGGUGUUGAUCCAAAUGAUUUUACUUCAUUUUAUCCAUUAUUUGAAGUUAUGCAAAAGAUAGGAAUUGUUUUAAAUCUUCAUGGUGAAAAACCAUCAACUGAUGAAAAUGAUGAAGAAAUCAACGUUAUUACAGCAGAACCAAAAUUCUUACCUGCUUUGAAAAAAUUACAUGCUGAUUUCCCACGUUUGAAAUUCAUUUUGGAACAUUGUACUACUAGUGAUGCUAUUGCCACUAUUCGUGAAAUUAAUCAAAAUUAUAAACCAGGUGAUGAUAUUUCUGUUGGUGCUACUAUUACUGCUCAUCAUUUAUAUUUAAUUAUUGAUAAUUGGGCAGGUAAUCCAAUUAAUUUCUGUAAACCAGUUGCUAAAUUUCAAAAGGAUAGAAAAGCAUUAGUUGAAGCAGCUACAAGUGGAGAACCAUGGUUUUUCUUUGGAUCUGAUAGUGCACCACAUCCAAUUCAUGCUAAAAAAACUCAUGUUGGUGUAUGUGCUGGUGUUUAUACUCAAAGUCAUGCAAUUGCUUAUGUUGCAGAAAUUUUUGAUAAAGCUGGUAAAUUAGAAAAUUUAAAGAAAUUUGUUAGUGAUAAUGGUAUCAACUUUUAUGGUUUAACAGAUGAAAUUUUAAAUAAACACAAAAAUGAAUCUGUGUGGUUAGUUGAAAGAGAAAACAAGGUUCCUGAAGCUAUUGCCAAUGGAGAACUUGAAGUUGUUCCAUUUAAAGCUGGUGAAACUUUGAAAUAUACCGUUGAAUGGAGAUGA
Molecule: messenger RNA, 1080 nt
Organism: Candida tropicalis MYA-3404
Lineage: Eukaryota; Fungi; Ascomycota; Pichiomycetes; Serinales; Debaryomycetaceae
Gene: URA4
Product: dihydroorotase
Exons: 1
Coding region: 1-1080 (359 amino acids)
Biological process (GO): pyrimidine nucleotide biosynthetic process; 'de novo' pyrimidine nucleobase biosynthetic process
Cellular component (GO): cytoplasm
Molecular function (GO): dihydroorotase activity
Source: RefSeq, a predicted model, not a curated record